Drechmeria coniospora is the source of this 2016-nucleotide messenger RNA. RefSeq lists its product as uncharacterized. Gene Ontology annotation, molecular function: heme binding; iron ion binding; monooxygenase activity. The transcript has 3 exons. Lineage: Eukaryota; Fungi; Ascomycota; Sordariomycetes; Hypocreales; Ophiocordycipitaceae. The coding region runs from base 1 to 2016 and encodes 671 amino acids. The record is from RefSeq and is a predicted model, not a curated record.
AUGCGCUGCAAUGCCUGGCAAGUGCAGGGUGCGUCUGCUGUGGCGGUGCUGCUGGGUGCAAGCAUUACAGAGUACUGUACCGGGUUGCAUGUGUGCAACUGCGGGGUACGCUCCUGUGCCGCGUCACCCUCCUUCGACGACGGCUUCAUCCUGCCCACGCCGGAACCAUGCACAAGGCCGCGCGCCUCUUCCUCGCCGCCUGCCUCUCGCUGCUGCUCCUGCGCCGCCGCGGCUGGCUCUCCUCGACUCUCCUCGACUUUCCUCGACUUCUUGGCCACCCUCGCGCCCGCCCGCCUCCUCCUGGCCGUCCUCUGUCUCCUCUCCGCCGCGGCCCUGUACUCGACCUUUCUCUACCCCCAUGUCCUCUCGCCCCUGCGCCGUCUGCCCGAGCCGGCUGGCGGCCACUGGCUGCUGGGACACGGCCUCGACAUUGACCGGUACGGGCUCGGCGUCCUCGCCCGCAGAUGGUGCGCACCUCUCCCGUCCCCUUCCGCCUCGCUUCGCCUCCCUCUCGAUGCCGUCCCUCUCGAUGCCGUCCCUCUCGAUGCCGUCCCUCUCGAUGCCGUCCCUCUCGAUGCCGUCCCUCUCGAUGCCGUCCCUCUCGACCCUGUCCCUCUCGACCCUGUCCCUCUCGACCCCGUCCCUCUCGAUCCCCUCCUUCUCUAUCCCCUCCCUCUCGAUCCCCUCCGGAAUGACGGGCUCAUCCGCGUGCGCUGGUUCUUCAACCGCGAGUUCGUCGUCCUCACCUCCCCCGCGGCCCUCUCCGAGGUUCUCGUCACCAAGAGCUACCUCUUUGAGAAGCCGCGCUUUCUGCGCGAGUACCUCGCCUUUGCCCUCGGCUGGAGCGUCCUGACCGUCGAGGGCGACGAGCACAGGCGCCAGCGCCGCAACCUCAUGCCCGCCUUCGCCUUCCGCCACGUCAAGGACCUCUAUCCCCUCUUCUGGGCCAAGUCGCGCGAGGUCACGCGCGCCAUGACCGACGCCUGUCGCGCCGCCGGCCGCGCCGACCUGCACGUCGACCUCUGGGCCUCGCGCGUCACCCUCGACAUCAUCGGCCUCGCCGGCACCGGCCUCGACUUUGGCGCCGUCCGCGACGGCGACGGCCCGCUGACGCGCAGCUACCAAGGCUUCCGCCCCUCGCCCGAGGACAACAUGCUCAUCGCCCUGCGCGUCUUCCUCCCCGCGAGCCUCGUCGCCGGCCUGCCCCUGCGCAAGAACCGCAUCGUCGCCGCCUCGACCCGCAGCCUCCGCCGUGCCUGCGAGAACAUGAUUCGCCGCAAGCGCCGGAGCCUGGCCGACGACGAGCCCGCCGCCCGAGACAUCCUCUCCGUCGCCCUCGCGAGCGACACCUUCUCCGACGAGAGCCUCGUCGACCAGCUGCUGACCAUGCUCUCCGCCGGCCACGAGACCACCUCCUCGGCCCUGACCUGGGCCGUCUACAUGCUCUGUCGCUUCCCGACCGUGCAGAGCCGGCUGCGGGACGAGGUGCGCCAGAGCCUGCCGUCGGUCGACGACGACGCGCCUGUGACGAGCGACGUCAUCGACGGCCUGCCUUACCUCAACGCCGUCUGCUGCGAGGUCCUUCGCAUGUGCCCGCCCGUCGCCCAGACGCUGCGCGUCGCCACCUGCGACACCACCCUCCAGGGACGCUUCGUGCCGCGCGGCACCAUCGUCAUCAUGGUCCCCUGGGCCAACAAUCUCGACCCCAAGCUCUGGGGCCCGGACGCGCACGAGUUCAAGCCCGAACGGUGGCUGGUCGGCCCGAGGGCCUCGAGCGGCGGCGCCUCGAGCAACUACGCCUUCAUGACCUUUCUCCACGGGCCGCGGAGCUGCAUCGGCUCGAGCUUCGCCAAGGCCGAGAUGGCCUGUCUGCUGGCCGCCUGGGUCGGUCGCUUCUCCUUUGAGCUCAAGGACAAGUCGCUCAUGGACGAGCGCAACGUCCGCGUCGAACCGAGCGUCACCGCGAAGCCCGCCGGCGGCCUGGAAGUCACCGUGACCGUCGUCAAAGGCUACUGA